Molecule: messenger RNA, 1426 nt
Organism: Cyprinus carpio (common carp)
Lineage: Eukaryota; Metazoa; Chordata; Actinopteri; Cypriniformes; Cyprinidae
Gene: shisa3
Product: shisa family member 3
Source: RefSeq, a predicted model, not a curated record
ACUCUUAAUUCUGGAUUUGAACAACAAUCCCUGGAUUUAACAACAGUGACAUUUAAAUCUUAUGAGCUGAUGGAGUAUUUUCAUAAAUCAGUUCAAGUUCGUUUACCGCUCGCUUAACCCAAAAACGCUCUGUUUGAGAGUUAAAGCGCGUCUCGCCGGUAUGGUGCGCCUGCUGAAUUGCCUGGUCUUGGGGUAUUUGACAUGGAAUCUGCGGAUAUCUGAUGCCCGGGGAGAGUACUGUCACGGCUGGCUAGACAGCAGUGGAAAUUACCAGGAGGGCUUUCAGUGUCCGGAGGACUUCGAUACGGCGGACGCGACGGUGUGCUGCGGGACCUGCUCGCUGCGCUACUGCUGCGCGGCCCCCGACGCGCGUCUCGACCAGGGGACCUGCACAAACGACAGAGAGGAGGAGAACGACACGCAAUACGCUGCCCAGCCCAUCUACGUGCCCUUCCUGAUGGUGGGCUCCAUCUUCGUGGCGUUUGUAGUGGUGGGUUCUCUGGUGGCCGUGUACUGCUGCACCUGCCUGCGACCCAAGCAGCCCACACAGCAGCCCAUCCGCUUCUCACUGCGCAGUCAGGGCGAAACCAUUCCCAUGAUCCUCACCACAGCCCCUCCCAGCCUGCGCACGCCCUCGCGCCAGUCCAGCACUGCCACCACCAGCUCCAGCUCAGCUGGAGGAGCCAGCUCCGUCCGGCGCUUCUCCCUGGGACGGGGUGAUGGGCUGGGACAGUGUUCGCAGCAGCAGCUCCUGAUGGUCUCAUCUUCCACGGCCUCCUCUCCUGUGUCCGUGGCUCCGGCGCAGCCACUAUUGCCUCCACCUCCUCCACCGCCCUACACCUCCCAGCAGGGCAGUCACUCUCUCCAGUUACAGCUGCACCAGCAGUCCCUGCAAGGCUCUGGCUUCCUCCUGCCACAACAGUACUUCUUUCCCCUGCCGCAGGAACCGUUCUCCACAAACAAGGGCUUUGCUGACUUCAGCCAGAGCUGACCUGGGGUUCCCUGAUCAAAAGGAAACGGACACCAAAGAAUCUGUCAUUCACAAUGUCGUUGUUGUAGACUCGUAUUACAGGGGCUCCCGUUCAAGGAAACAGGCACUAGUGUGUCUUUCAGCAAGCUCGACUGGCACUUGUGAGACCGCAGCUGGAAUAUGUGGGCCGCUAAAGCUGGUCAGAUAGUGAACUAUCAAUCUGACAGACACUUAAGUGCUGGAUACAACAUGGAAGCCUAAAUCUACAACUGAUCGUAUCUCAUAUGCACUUUUUAAUUUGCUUAUUUGAUGAAAGACAUCUAAUUGUUUUUUUUGUUUUUUUUUCAGCUGAUCAGUGACUCUCUAAUGAACAAUUAGCCUCUGUAUUUGAGAUAAUUUGAUAUAUAGAUGGACAGAAUAUUACAUGACAAUCUCAAUCCCAUUUUAGGGGUCCUA